Messenger RNA from Chelonia mydas (Green sea turtle), 2832 nucleotides. RefSeq names its product zinc finger protein 581. The record is from RefSeq and is a predicted model, not a curated record. Lineage: Eukaryota; Metazoa; Chordata; Testudines; Cheloniidae. The transcript is spliced from 3 exons. Gene Ontology annotation, cellular component: nucleus. The coding region runs from base 806 to 1450 and encodes 214 amino acids.
GCUGGGCUGUGUGUGCAGAGGGAUUGACACGGGGAGUUGCCUGGGGUCAGACAUUCCCGCCCCCCCCCACGGUCAGUGUGUGGCUGGGUUUUCCCUCGGGGGUUGAGGCGGGGGUAUCUGCCCCCCGCCCUCGCCUCGGAACCCAGGCGUCCGGGGCCGGAUUGGAGCGCGGCGUUUCCACCCGGUCGCCUUUUGCAGCGACACCGGCUCCUGCUGCGGGUGGAGGGGCGGACGGACAGAGACAGACGGGACCCCCCCCUCGCCCCCCCCCCCACGGCGGGGACCCGGGGCCGUCACAGGGCGCCAGAGCCCGCAGGGGGCGGCACAUGGCCCCGGGGCGCAGGGGGGCGCCGGGCGCGUAGAGCCUGGACCGGUGCCGCCCCCCCCAGCCUGGACCGGACCGGACCGGACCGGUGCCGCCCCCCAAUCUGGACCGGACCGGUGCCGCGCCCCCAGUCUGGACCGGACCGGUGCCGCACUCCCAGCUGGGUCCGGAUCGCUAUCGCCUCCCCGCCCCAGCCUGGACCGGACCGGUACCACCACAUCCAGCCGGGUUUGGACCGGUGCCGCCCCCCAUUUGGAACCAGGACAGAGCUGCUGGAUCCCUCCCCGGGCCUGGUUCGGAGCCGGCCCCAGCGCUGCCCCCUGUCCCCGCAGGAUGAGCUGAGGGCACCGUGCUCGGCGCUGGCCAGGCCGGCCGUGUGGGCACCAGAGCCGCGAUGAGCCCGGAGACGGGACGCUGGGCACAGGUGCCUGGAAAGACGCUCUGAGCCGUUCCCGCCAGCCGGGGGGUGCUGCCCGCCCCAUGGAUCUCCACCCCUUCGGCUCGCGGCCCCCCAGGGACGGAGCCGCCGACCUCCGGCACCAGCCCCCAGCCCGGGAGGAGCCGUCCGGGCGGCGGCUCAAGCUGGAGGAGGACGAGGAGGCAGGCCGGCCCCGGGCCCCCCGGGCCCCGCCCUGGCCCCCCGGGGAGGCCGGGCCGGAGCCGGGCGAGGCUGCGCGCUACGGCCGCUACCUGCUGAUUGACAGCCAGGGGCUGCCCUACACGGUGCUGGUGGAGGAGGCGGGCGCGGCGGGCGAGCGGGCGGGGCUGCGCAAGGUGUACUGCUGCCCGGUGUGCUCGCGGACCUUCGAGUACCUCUCCUACCUGCAGCGCCACAGCAUCACCCACUCGGAGCACAAGCCCCACGUCUGCCGGGCCUGCGGCAAGGCCUUCAAGCGCACGUCCCACCUGGAGCGGCACAAGUACACCCAUGCCGGGCGCAAGCCCCACCAGUGCCCCAUCUGCCAGCGCAGCUUCCGCGACGCCGGCGAGCUGGCCCACCACCAGCGGGUGCACACGGGCGAGCGCCCCUUCCAGUGCGAGGACUGCCACAUGCGCUUCGGCGAGCGCAACACGCUGCAGCGGCACAUCCGCCGCAAGCACCGGCAGCCGCCGCCCACGCCCUGACGGGCACGGGGAGCCCCGCGGCCGGGCCACCGCCGCCCUGACGGGCACGGGGAGCCCCGCGGCCGGGCCGCCGCCGCCCUGACGGGCACGGGGAGCCCCGCGGCCGGGCCGCCGCCGCCCUGACGGGCACGGGGAGCCCCGCGGCCGGGCCGCCGCCGCCCUGACGGGCACGGGGAGCCCCGCGGCCGGGCCGCCGCCGCCCUGAGGGGCACGGGGAGCCUUACCACCGGGCGAGCCCCGCAGCCGGGUCGGCGCCGCCCUGACGGGCACGGGGAGCCCCGCGGCCGGGCCGGCGCCACCCUGACAGGCACGGGGAGCCCUGCGGCCGGACCGGCGCUGCCCUGACGGGCACGGGGAGCACUGGAGCCAGACUGGCAACUCCCCAUGGCUUAGCCACACAGCAGCCGUUGUACCCACAUGGCUCCCUGACUCUGGGGGCAUGGUGGUCCCUACUGUACCCCCACACCCUGUCUAGGGGAGGGGGUGUGCCCUGUACCCCUAUGGGCAGCCCCCCUGUACCCCAGCCCAAGGCAUUGGCCUCCCCACAGAUGCCCCCCAUGGUGUUCCAAGACAGAGGGUGCCCCUCGCAGAUAGGGCAGGGCAGGCUGGACUGGGCCAAUCCGAGCCCAUGUGGGUCCUGGAGCACUUGGGUAAAUACUGGGCUUAUGGGUGGUAAUUCACUAGAGGGCAGGGAAUGGGGCACGGGGCCUUUCCCCUCAAGGGGGCGCCAACUCCCAUCCGGCCCCAGGACAGGGACUGGCUGACUCAGAGGAGCAGGGAAUGGGGGCACGGGGCCUUUCGCCUCUAGGGCACAGAUAGCUCAGUCCUACAGCCAGUGGUUGGGGGGGAGGAGGAGGGUUGUCCUGGCCACCCCCAUAGAGGGUCGUGGUGAUAGUACAUUCCCUAGAAAUAGGUUCAUAUUGCUCCUGAUGGCCCAUCUACCCUGGUAUCCGGCCUGCUUCUGCUCCCUGGAGCAGCCCCACUGGCCUAUCUAACCUGGUAUCCUGCCCCCAGAUCAGUCCCAGAGGCCCAUCUGCCCCGGUAUCCCACCUCAAACAGUGGCCAACAGCCGGGGGCCAUCACGGAAGGCCCACCAUGCACUGGGACCAGUCUUCACAUAGUGUUUUUCGGUCUGGCGCCCCUAAAUGGCUGCAGGUGGAGGCAGGGGAGCUGGACCCCCUCCCCAGGACUCCCACCCUCCUGAUGGUCCCGGAGAAGGAAAUCCAAGGACAGACCUGGACCCACGGGCCGCCCAGCCCAGAUCACUCCAAGGUGACCGGCCUGGCCAGCUGCUCCCCCUCCACAGCUCCGAUUUACGGUGGAAUCUUCGUUCUCUUGGUUUUUUAAUUAUUAUUAUUAAUUAAAACACUUUUUUGUUGUUG